AUGUUUUCAACCCAAAAAGCACUGGAUAUCACUCCUGCAUCCGAUAGUCUCGAGCCCCCGAAAGACAACGAUUACCCAGAAGGAGGUCUGCAAGCAUGGUCCGUCGUACUGGGAGCAUGGUGUGCGAUGGUCCCCUCGAUGGGGCUAUUAAACAGUCUGGGUAUUCUGCAUGCCUGGACAAGCACACACCAACUCAAAGACUAUUCCGAGUCGAGCACCGGUUGGAUAUUCGGUGCAUACGGCUUCUUCCUAUAUCUCGCAGGAGCCCAAGCUGGGCCGAUCUUCGACAUAUUUGGUCCAAAUUAUGUGAUCAUCCCAGGAUCUAUCGGUAUGGUCAUGUCCCUGGUGUGCUUUAGCUUUAGUGAAGAUCUUCCUAUCCUUCAGUGUCCUCGGGGGGUCUCUGCCUGCACGCUUUUCACACCAGCCGUAUCCGCUGUGGGACAUUGGUUCAAUAUCCGCCGCGGGUGGGCAACAGGUGUAGCGUGCACAGCAGGUGGCAUCGGGGGAGUUGUUUUUCCUUUGAUAAUCAUCUUUGCCGCUCCUAAGAUUGGAUUCAGCUGGGCAAUACGUAUUAUUGCGCUUUUGUGUGCGGUACUGUGUACAUUUGCUUGUAUUUUGCUGAAGACAAGACUGCCUCCAAACAAGAAAGCCGGCGCGUCGGUUGAUUUCCGCGCACUAAAGGAUAUCAAGUAUGCAUCUACGACCGUGGCUAUCUUUUUGGUUGAAUUCGCUGUUUUCAUCCCAAUCACCUAUAUUGCUUCCUAUGGAGCAUACGUUGGUGUAGAAGACACCAUGUCUUAUCUCCUGAUUCCGAUUUUGAAUAUUGGUGCUAUCCCAGGAAGGUUUUUGCCGGGACUAGUAGCUGAUCGAGUGGGUCGCUUUAACGUGAUGGUGUUGACAUCUUUGAUUUGCUCAAUCUUGACACUUGCAUUGUGGUUGAAAGCUGGCAGCAACUUGCCCGCUAUCAUAUGUUACGCUGUACUUUUUGGCUUUUGGAGUGGUGCCGCUAUCAGCCUGACUCCAGUGUGCAUCUCUCAAGUGUGCGCCACCGAGGAUUAUGGGAAGCGGAACGGGACAACAUUCACAAUUGUUAGUAUUGGCACGUUGGUAGGAAUUCCUAUUGCGGGGGCCAUUCAGGAAAGGAGUGGCGGCGAAUAUGGGGGCCUCAUAGGCUUUGGUGGUGUGCUUUAUCUGUCGGCCACGGUAGCAUUCAUUCUCGCUCGGGGCAUCUGUGAAGGGUGGUCCUUGAAGAUUAAGUUUUGA
This is a messenger RNA of Penicillium samsonianum, 1263 nucleotides long. Its product is annotated as putative oxalate/formate antiporter. The transcript has 3 exons. Gene Ontology annotation, molecular function: transmembrane transporter activity. The record is from RefSeq and is a predicted model, not a curated record. The coding region runs from base 1 to 1263 and encodes 420 amino acids. Gene Ontology annotation, cellular component: fungal-type vacuole membrane. NCBI's taxonomy places the organism in Eukaryota, Fungi, Ascomycota, Eurotiomycetes, Eurotiales, Aspergillaceae. Gene Ontology annotation, biological process: transmembrane transport.